This is a messenger RNA of Cannabis sativa, 774 nucleotides long. RefSeq lists its product as uncharacterized. The record is from RefSeq and is a predicted model, not a curated record. Lineage: Eukaryota; Viridiplantae; Streptophyta; Magnoliopsida; Rosales; Cannabaceae. Gene Ontology annotation, molecular function: nucleic acid binding; RNA-DNA hybrid ribonuclease activity. The transcript is spliced from 2 exons. The coding region runs from base 1 to 774 and encodes 257 amino acids.
AUGGUGCAACUUCGAAUCAAACACGCAGUCCCUCAUUCUCUCUACCUUGUGUGUUCUGUUGAAGAAGAAUCGAUCUCCCAUGCUUUAGUGACCUGUCAAAUUGCUAAGGAUUGCUGGGACAGUGUCGGUAUUCACUCGGUUCUGCAGCAACAUCACAGUUUUUUCGACUGGUGCAUCAGCAACUUUCAGAUGUUAGACAAGGAGAACCCAAAAGGUUACCUUUCACAAUGGAAAAAUGCUCAUUCCUCUGGUUUAGAGCUGCUGUCCACUGGUUUGAUCAAUGGGGACGGAGCCGAGCAUUGGGUGCCUCCAACGGAGAAUACUAUUAAGGUAAACGUUGACGCAGCGAUUUUUGAAACAACCCGACAGUUUGGAAUUGGUUGGGCUGCCAGGGACACUAGGGGAGUUCUUAUCAGUGGCCAUACAAGAUUGUUCAAUGUUCAAGCUACACCAGAAUUGGCUGAAGCUGUCGGAAUUCGGGAGGUUUUGAGCUGGAUAAAAACCAGUCGACUGCAGCAAGUGGUAAUCGAAACGGACUGCUUGUCUGUUGUUCAACCCUUAAGAAGUUCAAUUGUUAUGAUUUCCACUUUUGGUCAAGUGGUAAAUGAUUGUAAGGCUUUACUUAUUGAACUUAAAAAUGUUUCUAUUUAUUUUAUUCGUCGAUCAGUAAAUACGGUAGCUCAUGAGUUCGCUCGAGCCUUUGUAUCGUUUCCUGAUUGUAAAUUAAUUUCAGUUUGGAUUCUAUUCCAACUGUUUUGUUACCUGUUUUGGUGA